ACAAACAGCGUCCGCAUUUAUUUUGAGUUUCUUCUUAGCAAAGGCAGACGUGAUAUAGGUUUUAAAUUACACUGAAUCAAAAUAUGUUGUCUAACGCUUGGCUGCAUCAAAACCUGCUGGCAAGUGAUGAUGCGGCCUAAGAUAAAGUGCUUGUCUAGAAAAUGCCUAUUCACUGUCGGCUUGAAGGUGUGCAAAAUGAACAUCACACUGGUCUGUCUAAUGUUGAUAGUUUCUACGGGGAUGUCACACCUAGAGGAGAGAGCACGGACAUAUUGUGGUCGAGCCCUAGUCUAUGCGUUGUCCAUUUCCUGUGAGAGAGCCAAGGCUGAGCCACCGAUGUUUAUGCCGAGACCUUGGCCAACUACACUCACUCAAUCUGGGUCGAAAUUACAUGAGGAAGAGGUGGAAUUGGUUGAUGAGGUUGAAGUGGAAGAACAAGAACCCCGGAGCAGCAUAGUCGAGGUGUGCUGUGAGAAACCGUGCUUCAUAAGCGAGCUAUUAGCCUUCUGCCAAUAGUGAUCUUCGUUUCCCAGUUUGUUCCCUACUCCUCGAUGAACCGCCGUCACGCUGUCCAUUAUAUACUUAAAUAUAUAGUGGACAUGAAUGCUGUAUCAUGUAUAUCUAUACUAAUAAAUAAAAUUGGAGUGUCUGUCUGUAAUAUUUGUAGUCUAGUUUGUAGUCUGUAGUUCAAAUAACCAUAUGAGCUUAAUAUGAGGUAGUUAUUUCGAAAU
Maniola jurtina (meadow brown) is the source of this 731-nucleotide messenger RNA. RefSeq names its product bombyxin A-2 homolog. Gene Ontology annotation, cellular component: extracellular region. The record is from RefSeq and is a predicted model, not a curated record. The transcript is spliced from 4 exons. The coding region runs from base 127 to 516 and encodes 129 amino acids. Gene Ontology annotation, molecular function: hormone activity. NCBI's taxonomy places the organism in Eukaryota, Metazoa, Arthropoda, Insecta, Lepidoptera, Nymphalidae.